AUGAUACAGUCAGGCCGUUGCCAAAAUUUCGAUGACUUUGAGAUCCUAACUUCUUCCGAUAUCUUUCCGGCCCCGAGUUCUUCCACUAGUUGUAAUGAGUUUCCGGAAAUUUCAGCAGAUAUUCCGGCCGCCAGAAGCGAUCUUUCUGGUACCUCUUUACCUUCAAAGAAGGAAUCAGCUCUAUGCAUGCCGUUAAACUGGGACUUCACGAUUGGAAACGUGGUCGCGUUUGGCGAGAAGAUUUUAUCCGGUGAGGAGAUCCACCAAUCACCACCAUGUGUAAACGAGUAUAAUUCUGACGAUGUGAGGAAUUUUGAAGCUCCGCCAAUAGCAUCACUUCAUGAAAGGAGGUACAGAGGAGUGAGACGGCGGCCGUGGGGGAAGUUCACGGCAGAGAUGAGGAAUCCGGAGAAGAAAGGGUCAAGAUUAUGGCUUGGGACGUAUGAGACGCCGGAGGAAGCAGCCAUGGCGUACGAUCGAGCUGCUUUUAAGCACCGUGGGUCUCAUGCUUUGCUGAACUUCCCGCAUUUAACCCAAUUACACAAUGAAAAUCCCCAAAGAUAUAUCUCAAAAAAACGAUCAUCAUCAUCUACAUCUUCAUUGUCGUUAGAUUCUUCAACAAAAAAGCAAUCUUAA
Lactuca virosa is the source of this 636-nucleotide messenger RNA. The record is from the annotation of a GenBank genome assembly. Lineage: Eukaryota; Viridiplantae; Streptophyta; Magnoliopsida; Asterales; Asteraceae.